AUGAAGUUUGGAAAAACUCUAGACAGGCUUAUGGUGCCCGAGUGGCGUUACCAGUAUAUGAACUACAAUGAGCUGAAGAGCUUGAUACUGAAUGCCGUGGAGAAAGCUCCAAAAAGUAGAAGCCAGGGGAAUAACGCUUACUACAGGGAUUUCGAGAUACUCUUCUUCAACACCUGCAAAGAGGAGUUAACCAAGGUGAAUGACUUUUUUGCCUACAAACAAGCGGAAGCGCAUCGCAAAUUGGCUACUCUCAAAUACCAGCUAACACUUACGGCCCGGCAUCGCAGCCAACAGGAUCCACGAGGAUCCUCGACUUCCAGGGCAUCCACUACUUCAAGGAGCCAUUUAGAUAACCGGAAGACGCAGCCCGUUAGCAAACUCCGACUGGCCAUGAGUGAGUUUUAUCUAAGCCUUAUUAUGCUGCAGAAUUACCAAAUGCUGAAUAUAACAGCCUUUCGAAAAAUCUUGAAAAAGUACGAUAAGCACCUAAAGUCAGAGGCUGGCUCGGUUUGGUACGAACGAUUUAUUCUGAGGGCGAGCUUUGCAUUGACCACGCAGUUGGAACGGAUGAUAGUGACCACGGAGGAUCUGUACACGGAGCACCUGGCCAAUGGAGAUCGGUCGAAGGCAAUGGCCAAGUUGCGAGUGCCGCCUUUGGGCCAACCAACACCGCCGCUUCAUGUUUUUUGUGCCGGCUUAUUUUUGGGUCUGUUUUCGGUGGCUGCUAUAAUUUGUGUGAUUUCAUAUUUUUGCCUAGACUUGAGCCCAGAGUUCAGGUUUAGGUUUCUCAGCCUGUUCAGAGGACCCAUUUCGGGCAUAUUCUUUGGCUUCAGUCUGGCUAUCAAUAUAAAAGUUUACGAGAAGAAGGGCAUUGACCACGUUUUGAUCUUCGAGGUGGAGCGAAGGGAUGCUGUGGGUGCCAUGCGAGCCCUGGAAAUAGUCAGUUUCUUUGGUUACCUUUGCACGCUGAGCAUUUUGCUGUACUUGCUCCAUAAAGAGUUCUUUAUAAGUGAACCCUAUUAUAUACCACUCGUUCAGGGCGCAAUUGUGGUUGUACUGUUCCUCAACCCCAUACACAUUGUGUACUACUCGGCCAGAAUUUGGCUAAUGACCAUUGUGGGUCGCAUCAUUUUGGCCCCCUUUUUCUUUGUGAAUUUCGUGGACUUUUGGGUGGCGGAGCAGUGGACCUCGUUGGUCAUCGGAAUCGUGGAUCACUAUUAUCUCAUGCGGUUCUAUGUGCGAUAUUUUCUGGGUCGCAGCGAUUCCUUUGAGUUUGAACCCGACUAUGCGGUGCCCGUCAUUCGAUGUCUGCCGGCUUGGUUUCGAUUUUGCCAGAGUUUUCGGCGAUUUAGGGACAGUGGAUCCAAGUCCACGGACUAUCUGAUCAAUGCAUUGAAGUACUUCCUAACCGUAGCGGAGGUGGUAUUUUCGACCAUCCAAAUGGAAACGAAUGGCAAAUACAAUAAUCUUUUUGAGAAUCCCUGGACUUGGGCCUAUAUAACCAUAUGCAUUAUUUCGGCCAUAUAUUCGCUGCUUUGGGAUUUACUGAUGGACUUUGGUUUGUUAAGAGUGUGGAAGGGUGAGAACCUCUUUCUGCGCGACAAUCUAGUCUAUCCAAAGUGGUUCUACUACUUUGUGAUUGUGGAAAAUACUCUGCUGCGUUUUGUUUGGGUUUUGGAGUUUGUAUUGGUCUAUCAGGAAGUAAUAACUCCCUUUAAUGGCAAAUCGAUUAUUUGUUUUAGCGAGAUAGUGAGACGUUUUAUAUGGAAUUUUCUGCGCCUAGAGAAUGAGCAUUUGUAUAAUUGUGGGCAGUUUAGGGCCACGCGAGAGAUCAUAUCGAGAUUGGAUCCCCAGGAGGAAAGGUUCUUGGAGGAUAUGAUGGAUGAUACGGAGAAUUUGGGAAGGGAAAAUCUUGAUAAAAAGUAUUUUUAAGCUGCUUUAUUAUAUCUUGUUUUUGUAAUGUAAAACAUAUUUGUAAAAUAAUAAAUCACCGAGUUGAAAAUUCUGUUCCCCCACCUUUCAAUGACUUUAUUCCUUUGGCCAAUUUUCCUUUCUAACUCCUCACUCUGCAUUUUCUCACUGCUUCAAUUGCCAACAAUUGACAGUCAAUGAAGCGUAACCCCAACUUCGGCUCACCCGUUCGGCUCUGGGCACACAAAUUGAAUAAAAUUAAUCUCACAUUUACGAAAUUAAAACCACAAAUGGAAUUAUAAAUUCAGCACAGAGGAGCAGACCAUGUGGAAAAAACCAAGCCCGCAGGACAA
Molecule: messenger RNA, 2264 nt
Organism: Drosophila takahashii
Lineage: Eukaryota; Metazoa; Arthropoda; Insecta; Diptera; Drosophilidae
Product: solute carrier family 53 member 1
Biological process (GO): cellular response to phosphate starvation; phosphate ion transport
Cellular component (GO): plasma membrane; cytoplasm; Golgi apparatus
Molecular function (GO): inositol hexakisphosphate binding
Source: RefSeq, a predicted model, not a curated record